Linum trigynum is the source of this 1293-nucleotide messenger RNA. The record is from the annotation of a GenBank genome assembly. NCBI's taxonomy places the organism in Eukaryota, Viridiplantae, Streptophyta, Magnoliopsida, Malpighiales, Linaceae.
GUUCAGUUGUAGCCAAAACUAACCAUCAAUCUUCAGGAAGGGAGAUAGAGGGAGUGGUGGCAUGGAGAUACCAGCUGGAGACAAACACCUGGAACAAAGGCCCCAACAUGAUCCAACCGCGGUGCUUAUUCGCCUCAUCCUCUUGUGGCGCCACAUCAUCAGCCUACGUGGCCGGCGGGGUCACCGAGACCGGCUCCGAAGUCCUCAACACCGCCGAGCGCUACGAAUCCCGCACCAACACGUGGCACCGACUGCCACGCAUGCACAAGCGCCGAAGGCUCUGUUCGGGCUGCUACAUGGACGCCAAGUUCUACGUCCUCGGUGGCAGGAACGAGUCCGGCCAGCUCCUCACGUGCGGGGAGGCCUACGACCACGUGACAGCCACGUGGGAGCUGAUCCCCAACAUGUUGGAGGUGGAUGCGCCAACCGAGGUGGCAAGUUUCCAGUCGCCGCCGUUAAUCGCGGUGGCGAACAACGAGCUAUACUCGUUGGAGACCUCGACCAACGAGCUCAGAGUGUAUGUUAAGAGGAGCAGGAGUUGGAGGAGGAUGGGGAGCGUUCCGGUGCGGGCGGAUUCACACAAGGGUUGGGGUGUGGCGUUUAAGAGCUUGGGGAAUGAGCUUGUGGUGAUAGGUGCUUGUGACUCGGGAGAUGGGAUGGCGAUUUACAGCUGUUGCCCUCCUGGUGGUGGUGGUGAUGAUCAAGGUGAUGGUGAGCUUGAAUGGAGGCCGCUUGGAUGUGGCAGGAAUAGAUUGAGUAACUUCAUAUUUAACUGUUCUGUGAUGGUGGCUUGAUCAUGAUGCACGCAUGGAGCUAAUUCCUGGUUUUCCUUAGGGGUAGUUGAUUGGAGAGAAUGAUGUUUUAGGGUUUUGUUUGAUGGUUUAGGGUUCCUAUUGGGGAUGAUAUGUUUGCCUAACUUCAUUGGCAAGUGUGUUGGUAUGUAUGCUUAUAUGUUGUAAUCUCUCGGUAUUUGAUUCAAAGUUAUAAUAUGUGUAUCCGUAUAUUAAAUAAAGAUUUGAAAAUAUGAAAUGAUAGAUUAUUAAUUCCCCUCCUUCAACACUCCUAUUCAACUCUAGAAGUUGUUGGUAUAUUGGGUUUCCUUUGAAGCUCCAAAACUGCUGAUAUAUAGGAUGCAUCUGGUUUUUAGGCCCUGUUCAUCUUUGAAGGAAUAACCUUAGCUUUCUGUGGCAUGCAGUGGUGCGGGAGCUUUUCUUAUCCAAGUGUGUACUUGUAUUGAUGCUGGAGUCUUUGUUCUUUAGUUUGGGUGAAGGACAAUAAUAGAGAGCAACAGUG